Molecule: messenger RNA, 2122 nt
Organism: Acipenser ruthenus (sterlet)
Lineage: Eukaryota; Metazoa; Chordata; Actinopteri; Acipenseriformes; Acipenseridae
Product: developmentally-regulated GTP-binding protein 1
Exons: 9
Coding region: 155-1255 (366 amino acids)
Biological process (GO): cytoplasmic translation
Cellular component (GO): cytoplasm
Molecular function (GO): GTPase activity; GTP binding
Source: RefSeq, a predicted model, not a curated record
CUCGCGAGGACUCGCAGCGUGCCGGUUUUUUACCCAGCGUGAGGGAUCGCGUUGGGGUUUAGUGGUCUGUCACGCCUCUGAAUUAAGACAGUUGUAAUUCAAAAACAAUUUAAACGAUUCGACACCGUACGGAGAGGACCCGAAACCCGCCGCCAUGAGUUUGCUCGCUAAAAUAGCUGAAAUCGAGUCCGAGAUGGCUCGGACCCAGAAGAACAAGGCCACCGCUCACCACCUGGGGCUGCUGAAGGCUCGACUGGCAAAGCUGCGCAGGGAGCUCAUCACUCCCAAGGGGGGCGGUGGAGGGGGCCCAGGGGAAGGUUUCGAUGUAGCGAAGACGGGCGAUGCCAGGAUUGGGUUUGUGGGCUUCCCUUCUGUGGGUAAGUCCACGCUGCUGAGUAACCUGGCUGGGGUGUAUUCAGAAGUGGCUGCGUACGAGUUCACCACCCUGACAACCGUGCCAGGGGUGAUCCGGUACAAAGGAGCCAAGAUCCAGCUGCUCGAUCUGCCCGGUAUUAUUGAGGGAGCCAAAGAUGGCAAAGGAAGAGGCCGACAGGUCAUUGCUGUGGCUCGAACCUGCAACCUGAUCCUCAUUGUGCUGGAUGUGCUGAAGCCACUGGGGCACAAGACUCUGAUUGAGCAUGAGCUGGAGGGCUUUGGGAUCCGCCUCAACAAACAGCCGCCCAACAUUGGCUAUAAGAGGAAGGACAAAGGAGGGAUCAACCUGACUGCCACGUGCGUCCAGAGUGAGCUGGACUUGGAGACUGUGAAGAGCAUCCUCGCGGAGUACAAGAUCCACAACGCUGACAUCACGCUGCGCAGCGACGCCACAGCGGACGACCUCAUCGACGUCGUGGAGGGAAACAGAGUAUACAUCCCCUGUAUUUACGUACUCAAUAAAAUCGAUCAGAUUUCAAUAGAGGAGCUUGAUAUCAUCUACAAAGUCCCUCACUGCGUCCCGAUCUCUGCUCACCAUCGCUGGAACUUCGACGAUCUCUUAGAAAAACUCUGGGAUUACCUUAAACUUGUCAGAAUCUACACCAAGCCCAAGGGCCAGCUGCCAGACUACACCUCCCCAGUAGUGCUGCCAGUGGAAAGGACAUCUGUGGAGGAUUUCUGUCUAAAAAUCCACAAGACACUGAUCAAGGAGUUCAAAUAUGCCCUGGUUUGGGGGUCCUCUGUGAAGUACAACCCCCAGAAAGUUGGAAAGGAUCACGUCAUGGAUGACGAGGAUGUAAUCCAGAUUGUCAAGAAAUAAAAAGCAGAGGCUAAGGGCCGGCCCUUUCACAUUAGGGUUCAUUAGUGAGCCAGGGUGUGAAAUCCAUGCCUUGUCUCUUUAGCGUUCCCAUAUCAAAGAACAACCCGGGAGAGCCUCUCCAGCUCAGCUGAGAGACCGCUUCUGAACCCAACUUGUAUUAAAUGUUUCACACAAACCUGUAUGUGAACUGAACUUGAGAUCAACCUUGUGUGAAAGGGCCCUGGAAUAAUGUGAGGCGCACCCUCCUCAAAGCUACACCUCCCUCCUCCUCCUCCUCAUCCUCCUAACCCUUUGGAAAUUCACAACCUCAAAGACAGCAAGGCUAGCUGUAAUAGAAACUCUGACUAUGAAACCCUUGCUGAAGUGCCCGUGUUCAUCUGCAUGGGGGGGGGGGGGGGUUGUGGUUUUGAAGGGAACAGAAUUUUGAAAUUGAAUAAACAAACAAAACCAUUUUAAUUGCAGAAAAAUACUUGGUGCUCUUGUGGUGCUGUACGUUACAUUUGGUGUAGAAAUCAGGGUUUCCUUCCUUUCCUUUUAACAUUGCAAAGCGAGGAAGAAACACUCCUCCCCACCCUUCUAAAAAAUGUAAAUAUUCAAAUAUUAGAUUUGCUUACUUUUUAGGAUUUCUGUGUACGUUUCAUAAGAGUACCAAAUCCCACUCACGCGUGGUCAGUGAUUGAGAUUAAAGCACCCCCAUCCCAUUUUAAAUUGAUCUAUAUAUAUAUAUAAAUACUGUGUAUUUAGGGCACCACGAGAAUGGAAAUGUACCGGAGCAAUGUUGUCAAGUGGCUGUCAGUAUAUAUGAUGCAUACUGACUGCAAUUCAUUCAUUUCAUUAAUGUAAAACUAUUAAAAAUUGAACAAUUAA